Colletotrichum paranaense is the source of this 1917-nucleotide messenger RNA. RefSeq lists its product as uncharacterized. NCBI's taxonomy places the organism in Eukaryota, Fungi, Ascomycota, Sordariomycetes, Glomerellales, Glomerellaceae. The record is from RefSeq and is a predicted model, not a curated record. The transcript has a single exon. The coding region runs from base 1 to 1917 and encodes 638 amino acids. Gene Ontology annotation, biological process: lipid metabolic process; phosphatidylinositol-mediated signaling; release of sequestered calcium ion into cytosol. Gene Ontology annotation, molecular function: phosphatidylinositol-4,5-bisphosphate phospholipase C activity.
AUGUCGACUGAAUUUCCACUCCAGCAACACCGCGCUGGUGGUGGCCAUCCAAGCGGCGAACGCAAAGGCAUUCAGGAGAAGCUAGACGAAUCUCUUUUGGGCCACCUCUCACAACUCUUCAACAAAUAUGCCACCACAAAAAACACAUGGACUCGAGACCAGAUUAGCAUUUUCAUGCAGCACGUGCAAGCCGAGGAUCCCAAUGGUCUAGCGGGUUACCUCAUCGACAAAGACGAGCUGGAUCUCUUCGAGCUGAUCAAAUAUAUCACCUCGCCAUGCGGCAACAUUCUCGAAAUAGCGGCUCCUCAGGAUCUGUCGUGGCCACUGAGUAGCUACUUCAUCAGCUCGAGUCAUAACACUUACCUCACCGGAAACCAGCUAUCAAGCGACUCCAGCGCCGACGCUUACAGGGAUGUCCUCCUCCGUGGAUGUCGCUGUAUCGAAAUUGAUGUCUGGGAUGGCGAGGAGCGAUACAAGCCUGGGUUCAACCCCGAUGGAGAAAACGAGAACGACACAAACAACGCACCAACCAAGCUUAGUCGGAGGGACAAGUUAGGCAUCAAGGUCGGCCGUUGGAUCAUGAACAAGUUUGACCCUGUGGACCCAGAAGGCAGGACUGCUGAUGAUAGGCUUUCGGACAUUAUUGGGGCGGAGCCACGGGUUCUUCAUGGCUUCACUCUCACCAAGGAGAUUCUUUUCCGCGAAGUUUGCCAAGUCGUCAAGGAAUACGCCUUCGUCACGUCGGAUCUGCCACUCAUUGUCAGCUUGGAGGUGCACUGCACUCCACUACAGCAGGCCGCCAUGGUCGAUAUCAUGGAGGAGACUUGGAGAGAGUUCCUCCUCCCUGAGCCCGAGUUAGAGCCGGCUUCUUUAGCGUCGCCCGAACAGCUGCGCAGAAAGAUCCUCGUCAAGGUUAAAUACGUCCCGAAGGAUAAAGACGGUGCCGAAAGCGUCAAUGUAGACUUAGACGACGACAGCAGCAGCAUCCUUGAUGUCACAACGACAGAAGGUGGCGCGAAGAAGGCCGUGAAGGUCAAGCCACCCAAGGUCAUCUCUCGCCUCAGCCGUUUGGGCAUCUACACACGCGGUAUUACCUUCAAGUCUCUUGAGCAAGCCGAAGCAUCGAUGCCGAACCACAUCUUUUCCCUUUCGGAAAAAACGGCAUUUGCUAUUCAGAGAAGGAUGCCAAAGGCCUUAUUCUCUCAUAACAGAGACUUCCUCAUGAGGACCUACCCACACGGCAUGCGGGUUGACUCGUCCAACUUUGAUCCUGUUAUCUUUUGGCGAGCGGGCGUACAGGUUGUCGCGCUGAACUGGCAGUCCUGGGAUGUGGGCAUGAUUCUCAACGAGGGCAUGUUUGCGGGUUCGGAUGGGUACGUCCUUAAGCCUAAUGGUUAUCGGCGCGAUCCUACGGGCGAGUCAGACGACGAAGAUGUGGGAUCCAACAUCGAGAGCAAGAAAUUGGACAGAGUCGCUGUUACAGUGCUGGCGGCUCAGAAUCUUCCUCUACUCAACCCACAUGAUGAUCCGACAAAGUUCAUCCCUUACGUCAAGGUUGGGUUGCAUACCGAGCCAGAUGCGCUAUCCGCCAUGGUGCGUGAAGAUGUGGACGGGGAGCAAGUCACACAGAUUGGCUACAGUGGCCAAACGAGCAAGAGUACUGGCACCAGCCCGGAUUUUGGCGGAGAGGUCAUCGAGUUUCUGAACGUCGAGGGCGUUGUUCCGCAGCUGGCUUUCCUCUCAUUCGUCGUCAUGAACGAUGUCGUCGGGCCGGAUGUUAUGACAGCGUGGGCAUGCGUCCGCUUGGAUAGGUUGAGACUUGGAUACCGCUUCGUCAGGCUGCUUGACAAGGACGGUAUGCCCAGCAAGGGCUUACUUCUCAUCAAGACGGAGAUCGCGGAAGCCGGCACCGAGUAG